Messenger RNA from Hyaloperonospora brassicae, 1356 nucleotides. Lineage: Eukaryota; Oomycota; Peronosporomycetes; Peronosporales; Peronosporaceae. The record is from the annotation of a GenBank genome assembly.
AUGGCGGCGAAGAUCCCGACGUUGUUGUCGAUAGAGCAACAGCAACAACAGAAACAGCUCCAUAGACCUCAGUACCAGCAGCGCUGGGGCUGGCGUGACGGCCACCGGCCGAAACUCUCUCCCAGUGAGGAAAGCGACUUUAUUCGCACGUAUGCGUGGCCCAAAGAGACAGAGCUGGCGCUCCAGUGUCUUUUCAAAGGCAACUACGAUGUGCGUCGCGCCGUCGGGUUGAUCCACGACGCUCGUCGGCAGACGCUGCGACUGAAACAGGAAGAGACGGACCGGAUCGACAAGACCACUUUUGAGAGAGCAAUGAACAGACAUGGCAAAAAGUUUCAUCUCGUCAAGCGGCGAUUUGGGAGGAGCGUCACAACGUGCGAGUUGGUGAGUAAGUUUUACUUAUGGAAAGCCACCCCCGGGUACGAAAAGUGGCACGAUGGGCAGCGAGAGAAGAAGAGAAAGAGGGAAGCCAAGCGACUCGAACAAGUUCAUUUGGCGACGGACGAGCACCGAGAGUAUUGCGAAGUCUGCUUGAAAGGCGGCAAGUUGCUGUGCUGCGACGGCUGUGAGCGAGCCUGUCAUCUGAAUUGUGUGCGGCCAGCCCUCUUGGACAUUCCGGAGGGGGACUGGUUCUGCUCUCACUGUCGAGAUGUGGUGCACAAGCACCCGACACAGCCUACUAUGAAGCGGAAUGCUUAUAACUUCUUGGAUUUGGAUGCCGCCACGUGCACUACGACAACGAACUCGAAGACGGACAGCACCAGGUUCAAGGACGAAAGUGUCUUGCCAUUUAUGCACUCCGUCCGUGGGUUUGGAAAGGAGAUGAACGGAAAAGACUUGACGACGACGAAAUACUCGGCGAAAACCAGGCAAAGAACGAAAAGGGGAGACCAAGUCGGCAAAAGGACAAUUGAUACUGAAGAUUUGGGUGGCAUCAGUGACAUGACGACCGAGUCCGAGUCGGACGGCGGUGCAGCCAAAGUCUUUCAUCUCCUUUCGUCGAACUGUGCCGUCACAGUAGCGCCAUCGAAGAAGCGAAGGCAAAAGAAAUUGGCAAUGCAAGAGGUCGUUCACAGACGUCGCUGCAACUCACCAUUAGACUCUUUGGAUGACGAUUGGAGUUGCCCCGUCAAAAGUGCAUAUGGCAAACGGUCGAUCGUGCCACAGCAGAAGGACAUGAAAGGUGCGGCAGCUGGCAACCGGUUCCGAUACGUAAUGCCGGCACUAUCCCUCGAGUAUUGCAGCGACCCGGUGAAACCAGUCUUGAGAGAUAGUAUGUCUCUGCAACUUGAGACCGCAUCUGCAAGUCGGAAGCGCAAACGGCGACACGAUGUGACGCACCGCACCUUGCGAUGA